Herpailurus yagouaroundi (jaguarundi) is the source of this 1473-nucleotide messenger RNA. It is a transcript of the gene GUCA1A, whose product is annotated as guanylate cyclase activator 1A. Gene Ontology annotation, biological process: visual perception; positive regulation of guanylate cyclase activity. Gene Ontology annotation, molecular function: calcium ion binding; calcium sensitive guanylate cyclase activator activity. Bases 290 to 904 code for a protein of 204 amino acids. Gene Ontology annotation, cellular component: photoreceptor inner segment; cone photoreceptor outer segment. The transcript has 4 exons. The record is from RefSeq and is a predicted model, not a curated record. Lineage: Eukaryota; Metazoa; Chordata; Mammalia; Carnivora; Felidae.
CCUAGGAGCAGUCCCCAUUGGCCGCAAGGGUUUAGUGGGGACUUAACACCACUUCUCUGGCUCCUCCUGCACUUGGCCGUGGGGUUGCGCAGCCCCCCAUUACCUUUGUCUCUCUGCUCACCUCCUCCUGUGCUGUCUGAUUCGUCAGAUCUUCUUUGCUCAGCUCUGGACCACUCCGGGCUGUGAGCGAGGAGGGCCCGCUGUUAGAAAGCCGAGCCUCCCUUGUGCAGGGGCAGCGGGGAGCAGGAUCCAUCCACCUUGGGCGCCGGCCACAGGUGGGGCCUGGGAGAUGGGCAACGUGAUGGAUGGUAAGUCGGUGGAGGAGCUGAGCAGCACCGAGUGCCACCAGUGGUACAAGAAGUUCAUGACCGAGUGCCCCUCCGGCCAGCUCACCCUCUACGAGUUCCGCCAGUUCUUCGGCCUCAAGAACCUGAGCCCGUCCACCAGCCAGUAUGUGGAGCAGAUGUUUGAGACCUUUGACUUCAACAAAGACGGCUACAUCGACUUCAUGGAGUACGUGGCGGCGCUCAGCCUGGUCCUCAAGGGGAAGGUGGAACAGAAGCUGCGCUGGUACUUCAAGCUCUACGACGUCGAUGGCAACGGAUGCAUCGACAGGGACGAGCUGCUCACCAUCAUCCGGGCCAUCCGAGCCAUUAACCCCUGCAGCGACACGACCAUGAGUGCAGAAGAGUUCACCAAUACAGUGUUCUCCAAGAUUGAUGUCAAUGGGGAUGGGGAACUCUCCCUGGAGGAGUUCAUCGAGGGCGUCCAGAAGGACCAGAUGCUCCUGGACACGCUGACACGGAGCCUGGACCUCACCCGCAUCGUGCGCAGGCUCCAGAACGGCGAGCACGAAGAGGAGGGGGAAGGGGCCGGCGGCGGGGAGACUGAGGCGGCAGGCUGAGCCCACCGCCCGGCUGCUGGGGAGGGGAUGCGUGUUGGUGCCUGGGGUCAUCAUUGUUGUCAUGCUAGAUACAGGCUCCUGAACUCAAAGCUCAGGUCGCCCCUCUGGGGUGCACGGUGGCGGCAGAUGGGCCGGGGUGGGAGUCGGGAAGGAUGGUUCCUGAACCCUGAGCAGGACUCAGCUGGUGGUGACUGCCCCCUGCUGGGCGGCCCUGGGGCCGUCCCUAGGCCCAGCUUUUCCCACCGAGUUUCUCUCUCGAGUCCCACUCUUCUAGAGCGGGGAGCUCUGACGCAGAGCUGGGCUUUCACGGACUCUGAUGGAAUCCUACAGACCCGGUGGCCACAGCCUCCACGUGGGUGCCGCGAUCACACACCGAACCCGCACCCCGGAACCCCGGAGCCUACUUGUGUGGUGCGUUGAUUGUUCCUCCCUUCCACAAGCAUUUAUUGAACACCUCCUUGGUAUGAAUGCUAGAUAUUAGACAUGCCAAGAAAAGGGUAGUCCUUACCCCCAAGGAACUCACAGGCUAAGCAUCAUUAUAAUAAAACAUGCUAAGAGAAGGUAUGGCA